Molecule: messenger RNA, 1544 nt
Organism: Helianthus annuus (common sunflower)
Lineage: Eukaryota; Viridiplantae; Streptophyta; Magnoliopsida; Asterales; Asteraceae
Product: protein ANTAGONIST OF LIKE HETEROCHROMATIN PROTEIN 1-like
Exons: 1
Coding region: 75-1454 (459 amino acids)
Source: RefSeq, a predicted model, not a curated record
CUUCUUUCCAAACUCAUAUUUUCAUCCAAACUUCAACACUUUCACAAUCAAAUCAAAUCUUCCAUCUUUUCAAUAUGGAAAUCACUUCAAUCCCAUUUCUUAACCAAGAAGAGUACUCUUAUUUCUACAGUUUCUUUCAAGACCUUCACACUGAUGAUACUCAAGACAAUAAAAGACGAAAGCUUGAUGAUGACUUCGACCAAGACUUGAACGAAAUUCUCAACAUCAUCAACGAUCAAGACAUACCCAAUUCCAUUUUUCAAAUGCCCACUUCCAAAAUCGAAAUACCCAAUUCGGAUUUUGAAAACAGAGCUUCUCAAAUGGCGGAUUGGGAACAAGGGAGGGUCAGAAAAACAAGAAUUUCAUCUCCGGUGGGUAGUUACGGCGGCGGAGUGGCGGCAGCGGCGGAGGACGGUGGGGGACGGCGGCGGUUGUGGGUGAAGGAGAGGUCGAAAGGGUGGUGGAAGUACCACGACAGCGACGAAUGCCCUGACGACGAGUUUCGAAAAGCGUUUCGAAUGAGUAAAUCGACGUUUAAUAUGAUUUGUAACGAGUUAGACUCGGUGGUUACUAAAAAGGACACCAUGCUUCGUACGGCGAUUCCUGUGCGUCAGCGGGUCGCAGUCUGUAUCUACCGUCUGGCGACAGGGGACCCGCUGAGAAAAGUGUCAACUUUAUUUGGGCUUGGAAUAUCCACGUGUCACAAACUAGUCCUUGAAGUUUGUGCCGCGAUCCACACCGUCCUAAUGCCCAAAUUCCUCAAAUGGCCGGAUCAAAACCGGUUAAAUGAAAUCAAAACCGAAUUUGGAUCCAUCUCGGCCAUCCCGGAUGUCACCGGGUCAAUCUACACGACCCAUGUGUCGAUAAUCGCUCCCAAAACUAAUUCGGAAGCUUACUAUAACAAAAAACACACCAACAGAAACCAAAAGCCGUCGUACUCGACAACAAUUCAAGGCCUAGUCGACCCGAGAGGUGUGUUUACGGAUAUUUGCAUUGGGUAUCCGGGGUCGAUGAGCGACGAACAAAUCUUGGAAAAAUCAGCAUUGUCGCGGAGAUCCAAGAUGGGUUGUUUGCGGGUCGUUGGUAAUUCGGGUUACCAAUUAAAAGAUUGGAUCUUGGUACCCUAUACGCAUAAAAAUCUAACAUGGAGUCAACAUUCAUUGAACCAAAAAAUUGAUGAAGUACAAAAGAUAGGUAAGUAUGCUUUUAUGAGGUUAAAAGGGAGAUGGGGUUGUUUGCAAAAGAGGUCAGAGGUGAAACUACAAGAAUUGCCGACAGUGUUAGGGGCAUGUUGUGUGUUACAUAACAUAUGUGAGAUAUAUGGUGAGGAAAUGGAUGCGGAUUUGAGGUUUGAUUUGUACGAUGAUGACAUGGAGAUGGAGAGUAAGGAUAUAUCAGUAAAUGCACUUAUGGUUAGAGAUAGUAUUGCACAUAAUUUGUUGCAUCAUAGCUAAGGAUUGAAUCUGUAAAAACAUUGUUGUUAAUUUGAUGAAAUUUUAUGUUAUUAUAUGUUUAUAAAAACUUAGUAUGUUAAAUCUUGAAAA